Ylistrum balloti is the source of this 1545-nucleotide messenger RNA. RefSeq lists its product as uncharacterized. The record is from RefSeq and is a predicted model, not a curated record. Lineage: Eukaryota; Metazoa; Mollusca; Bivalvia; Pectinida; Pectinidae. Bases 1 to 744 code for a protein of 247 amino acids. The transcript is spliced from 3 exons.
AUGUUUUCUAAGAAAGUAGUGUACGGAUCCGCCGCGGUGUUGGCUUUUGGGACGUUACUUAACACAAUAGGUCGAUUCAGUCCGUGGAUGUUUACUGUAAAGGGACCAAAUGUUUACAAUGAAGCUAAAAACAAGGUUAUUCAUGGUACAAUAAACUUUGGCUGGUUCUAUCUUCAGGCCUGUGACUCUCGGCGAUGUUACACACAGUCCAUGUUGGAGCGGUACGGCGAUCACAAUACCCACGCUAACACCACGAUCUCCGUCUUCUCGGAGACCUGGUUAGCUAGACGGGUAGGAGAGCAGACGAUAGAAGUAUUUGCCUUGUUGUUUAAUGUAGCCGGCCUAGCUGGGACAGGAUUUCUCUUGUACACAUGGAAGGCCCAAGCAAAACUGCGGUAUGUGGUCACAUUGUUGACCGCAACAGUCCUUCUCAUAUCCGCUGCCAUGGAGUGGGCUAACCUUGGCGAAGUACUUGCAGAAAUGGGAAGUAUUGUUCGGUACAACGAUCCGAAGAUACAGCUGUACACGCCAUCUUCACUCGUACUUUCUGGGCUCGGGUCUACGUGCAUGUUUGCCGUCAGUGUGGGGUACUAUUUAGCUGUUAUGAUGAUAAUAUACCAACACAGUGACGUCACAAACACAGCAGGCUUAGAGAGUCAAGGAAAUGACGUCACACCGGCGCCUUCUCAGAGUCAUAUCGAGAGCUUGGAAGUACAGGUCAACACAGAUCAAACCAGUGUAUAACAACAACAUGACAUCAAUUAUCAAUCACCAAGACUCAUUAUCACUUCACUUAUAACGGUCUCAGCUAAUCUUUGUAGCUGUCAACCGUCGAAAGAACCCUAAAUUUCGACUCGUAACGUUUUGUCUGUACUAAAAAGGUUUAACCUAACAAAAGAUACUUUAGUGUUCCGGAUAAGUCAUAGUUCUAUGUAUAUUAUUUGUUUCAUGGGGAUUCACGAAGGUAAUUUCCUAAACUAAUUGAUGUAUGAUCCUUAAACACAGUGUCAUUGAUGUCAAACUAGGUACACCAUCAUUUCAGAUCAUUCCAUUUGUAAUUUGAGUCGUUGUGCUUCAGUACGACAAUCAAAUUUCUCAAAUAACAGACUGCAAAUUACAUUAUGAAUUACAUUCCUGUACAAUUUCUGAUGGGAGUGUGGAAAAAUGUGCAAAUCAAAAUUGAAAUUUAUUGAUUUAUAGGCAAACAUCACAUCCGGUAAAACAUUAUCAAAUAUAUAUACAUACCAGUAUCAGUUAAUUCUUAUUGAAGUCUUCACAUGAGCCGUGAACACGAGAUAAGGAAAUUGCUUAUUAACUUGAUAUUAAGGAAUCAAAUUCUGCUACAAUUGACACAAUAGGUCCGAUCAUAUUGUGGUGCUAAGAGCUAGUAACGAGAUGCUGAGUCAAGGGUAGGGUAGUAUGCCACCUGAUAGUUUAGUGUAUCAUGGAACCAACGACUUAGAUUUAGUGUUUUGUUUUUGUGAUUUGAAAUCGAUAGGAAAUCUAAGUGUCAUUAAACUGCCUAUCAUAAAUUAAAUGUGUAAA